Messenger RNA from Cyclocybe aegerita, 777 nucleotides. NCBI's taxonomy places the organism in Eukaryota, Fungi, Basidiomycota, Agaricomycetes, Agaricales, Hemipholiotaceae. The record is from the annotation of a GenBank genome assembly.
AUGAAUAAUCGUUGGAAACGGAUGCCUUCACUCUGCUUGCUCAAGCUCAAGCUCUAUGUAGUCUUCAUCGACAUUCUACCAUGCCCUCGAAUCCUUCUGACUUCGAGCAAAUCGACCUGCGUAUACAGACCCUCACAGCGACCUUGCAGUCCAUGCAGAAAGCUGAACCUGCACUCGGCACUCAACGAAUUUUUGCGCCACCUGGCAACUCUUCUCACUUGCGGGAGCAGCAAGGACCCCUGUGGUGCACAGGCCAUUGCUAUUACUGGAACUAUUGAACAGAACGGUGUUAAAGUCUUGGUGGUUACUGAGAGUGCAGCAGCAAAGGAGUCGAUACAAGCUUUCUUCUUGAAAGGACACAAGAUCGAGAAAUCGAGUGAACCGUUCGACGCGAUAAUCUCAGGUCCAGCUAGUGUAUCUCUCAGACAACACAUCAUUGACCUCCUGUGUCUUUUGCCAUCCUGCGAUCGGGCCGCUUGGGAUCACAUCGAGAGCCUUACAACAUUCGUCACUAUGCGGAGCCUCCACAAACUCUUCUCGCGCUUGACAUCAGAUAAAAAGGUCUGGAAGACAGGCGUCACCAAGGUUCUCAAAGAUUGGAAGCCUGCAGAAAGCGAUGACCCUUUCGAAUCUUCCUGGGUGAAGAAACCUCAAUGGGCCAUCCACACCGAUAGGAUGCAGUCUAAGUUGGAGAAGAGAGGCGAGUCGGAGGAAUGGCUUUUCUCGACGAACACUAUUGGGGUAUGGGCCAACACUCUUGGGGCUGUCCCUCCUUGA